Messenger RNA from Chanos chanos (milkfish), 1227 nucleotides. RefSeq names its product tripartite motif containing 44 (gene trim44). Lineage: Eukaryota; Metazoa; Chordata; Actinopteri; Gonorynchiformes; Chanidae. Gene Ontology annotation, molecular function: zinc ion binding. The transcript is spliced from 6 exons. The record is from RefSeq and is a predicted model, not a curated record. Bases 43 to 1020 code for a protein of 325 amino acids.
AGAGAGACUGGUUUUCCUGAGCUUUCCCUGACAGAAGAGCACAUGAUGAAUGGCCCGGGUGCAUGCUGGGAAGGCCAAGAGGAUGAGGAUGAAGAUCUGCCGCAGAUGGACGGCACGUGUGACGCGUGCGAGCCAGAUGAAGCACAGCCGGCCGUCCAGGUGUGCGUGACCUGCCGCUUCGCCUUCUGCAGCGUGCACGCAGACAAACACACCCGCAGUACCCGUCACCCCCUCCACUUGUACUGUGCUCCCGAUCCAGCCCCCCCACCACACACCCACAGGGAACCUGUGGAGGGGGCAGAGGCCCAGAGCGGGGGUGCAGAGGGAGGAAGUGGAGAGGAGGAAGAGGAUGCGGAGGAGGGAGGGAAAAGGGACACGGUGACGGUGGAAAGGUUGCGGUGUAAGGAACACGGGCAGGAGGGGGCGCUGUACUGUAAAACAGAUGAGAAGAUUAUCUGUGUGGUGUGCGCCGUGCAUGGAGAACAUCACCAACAUGACAUCAUCACACUGAGAGAGGCGUACCAUUGGCAGAAGAGCAAAGAGGGUAUUGACCUGCUAAGAUGUACCCAGGAGAUGGCCGAGCGGAUAAAGACCAAAUGGACCAGUCCUGACAUGAGUAAGGAGGAACUGGAGGUAUAUGUGAACCAGCAGUUUAGUGAAUUACACAGGCUGGUCCGUCUGGAGGAGCGUCGGACAUUGCACCUGGUGGACCUGAAGGAGGCCUUCCUGACUGCUCAGGCUGCUGAGAGCAUAGCGGAGAUCACUGUGCAUACGGAGCGGCUGCAGGAGGAGAUGGCUUCCAUCACACGGCAGCUGGGUGAACUGGAUCGAGUUGAGAGGGAGGGAGUUGCCGCGGCAGCCAGCUUUGGACCUCCAGUCCCCACCCCACCAGAUCCUGCCCCCCGACCUGAGCUCGAGCCAGAUGUCAGGCCACGGCUACCGGAACCCAGACACGACCCCCGCGACCCCCACGACUUUGGAGAAGGUGGAUCCGGAUCAUUCAUGGGACACACACCCUAGCAUCAAGAGUCCAGGCCUGCGGAUGACUAACCUUCUCUCUCUCUCUCUCUCUCUCUCUCUCUCUUUCUCUCUCUCACUUUCAUUUUCUUUCUCUCUCUCUCUCUGUACCUCAUUAGAGGAGAUUGGCAUGUGCCCCUGCAUUCUGUGGUUGGACCAACAUUUCUCUAACGUUGAUUUGGCAUUGCGCUUUUUUCUAAACAGACUGCU